Molecule: messenger RNA, 759 nt
Organism: Prorocentrum cordatum
Lineage: Eukaryota; Dinophyceae; Prorocentrales; Prorocentraceae
Source: the annotation of a GenBank genome assembly
AUGAUCGCGAAGGGCUUGGUGGCGAACGGCGCGAGGGUCUACAUCUCGGCCAGGAAGGCCGAGGUGUGCGACCGGGUUGCCAAGCAGCUGAACAACAUGGGGCCGGGCACCUGCGUGUCGCUUCCCGGCGACGAGCUCAACACCGAUCAGGCCUGCCGAGCCCUGGCAGCCAGACUGGCGGAGCGCGAGGGCGAGCUGCACGUCCUGGUGAACAAUGCCGGCGCGACCUGGGGCAGCAGCUUCGAGGAGUUUCCCGACUCGGCGUGGGGCAAGGUGAUGUCGCUGAACGUGGCGAGCGUCUUCAACCUGACUCGGGCGUGCUAUCCACUGCUGAAGAAGGGCAGCCGUGGUAGCCUGGACCCGUCCCACGUCAUCACGGUCGGCUCGAUGGUGGGCCAUCCGACGGCCGACGUCUUCGACAACGCGCCGUCCUAUGCGGCGAGCAAGGCCGCCGCAGCGCAGGUGACCAGAUGGCUCGCGUCGAAGUUCUGCAGGGACGGCAUCGUGGCAAACUGCAUCCAGCCCGCCGCUUUCCCUUCUAAGAUGACUUUCGACUACUUCUUCAAGGACGAGAGAACGACGGAGAUGGUGAAGAACACCCACCCCGUCGGGCGCUACGGCGGCGAGGCAGACAUGGUGGGGCUUGCCAUUUUUCUCUCCAGCAGGGCCUCCGCCUUCGUGACCGGCGAGACCAUCUGCCUCGACGGCGGCAGGUGCCACAUCACGGGGGCGACGGCGCUCCCGCCUGCAAGCCUGUGA